UCUCGCUUGCCCUCAAAAUUUCCUCUUUAUUCUCAUCUUUUUCUUUAUUUUCUCAUAGAUUCUCUCCCUCUUGACUUCCCUUUCUCUCCCUCAGAUCUCUGCUAACCAUCCAUCCGAACACACCCAUGACGCUUGGCUCAGGAGGAUCUAGUGUCGUGGUUCCUCGGAACUUCAGAUUGUUAGAGGAACUUGAACGUGGAGAAAAAGGUAUUGGAGAUGGCACCGUCAGCUAUGGGAUGGAUGAUGGAGAUGACAUUUACAUGCGCUCUUGGACUGGCACUAUCAUCGGUCCUCACAAUACUGUACAUGAAGGUCGAAUUUACCAAUUGAAGCUGUUCUGUGAUAAAGAUUAUCCAGAGAAGCCACCAAGUGUUCGUUUCCAUUCACGAAUCAACAUGACUUGUGUUAACCAUGAAACGGGAGUGGUGGAACCUAAAAAGUUUGGACUUCUAGCAAAUUGGCAGCGAGAGUACACCAUGGAAGAUAUACUCACACAACUGAAAAAGGAGAUGGCAGCCCCACACAACCGGAAGCUGGUUCAACCUCCUGAGGGUACCUACUUCUAGCUUCUAUGAUCAUAUAGGUAUUUUGGGGUCUUAUUGCAUAUUGCAAUGUGCAAUAUAUAGUUUGUAAUGCUGUGUUGAUCCUCUUGAUGUUAAGAACAUAUAGGGGAAUGCCUGAAAAGGCUUCUCUGACUACCCCUCCUUGGCUUCGUCUUUUUUUGUCUUCUUUUAUCAAACUGUAUUGAAAGGAUGCUGUUUGAUUAAUGGGAUUUUCUGUGUGUCAAAUAUUAAAAUACCAUUUUACUAGUAUUCAAGUUAUAAUUGGAUUA
This is a messenger RNA of Pistacia vera, 832 nucleotides long. Its product is annotated as ubiquitin-conjugating enzyme E2 variant 1D. The transcript is spliced from 4 exons. Gene Ontology annotation, cellular component: nucleus. The record is from RefSeq and is a predicted model, not a curated record. Bases 126 to 566 code for a protein of 146 amino acids. Lineage: Eukaryota; Viridiplantae; Streptophyta; Magnoliopsida; Sapindales; Anacardiaceae. Gene Ontology annotation, biological process: protein K63-linked ubiquitination; DNA damage tolerance.